AUGUCGAUUCUCAGGGGCAAUGUGUACGACAGCCCCGCAAGACGUCGUAGCGCUUUCACCAGGUUAGCCAGGUUCCAUCAUCCAGCCAAGCAGGUAGGAAAGCGUGCAGAUGAGCAGAAACGUGCAGCCAAGAGGAUGUGCGAGAUCAACCAAGCGAAGGGUAUUCUUUGCGAUGAAGGGCGCAUAAGGGCUUGUGGCGAAGUGGGCGCCGUGUUCGAGUUUGAGUAUGAAGCAUGGAAGAAGUCGACCGAAGCUCCAAGCCCGGGUAUCAAAGGAUCUGUGGGCAAGUAUUAUCCAUCUUGUUGA
This is a messenger RNA of Plenodomus lingam JN3, 306 nucleotides long. The record is from RefSeq and is a predicted model, not a curated record. NCBI's taxonomy places the organism in Eukaryota, Fungi, Ascomycota, Dothideomycetes, Pleosporales, Leptosphaeriaceae.